This is a messenger RNA of Scheffersomyces amazonensis, 798 nucleotides long. RefSeq lists its product as uncharacterized. The coding region runs from base 1 to 798 and encodes 265 amino acids. The transcript has a single exon. The record is from RefSeq and is a predicted model, not a curated record. Lineage: Eukaryota; Fungi; Ascomycota; Pichiomycetes; Serinales; Debaryomycetaceae.
AUGCCUUCAUUAUUUAUACUGUUGGAUACUAAAUUUUCUCAAGUCACUGUAAGUCUCAAUGGUCAUAAUGUUAGAAUUCCCCCAGAGACACUUUGUGGUAAAUUAGAUGUUCCACCGGAUUAUCAUUUAAUAGGGGUAAAAGAUGAUGAUCAUAACUAUGGAUGGAUUGUAGAUUGUACAUUUACAGAAUAUGAAUAUUAUACACUCACUAAGAUAGAUAAUGAAUAUCAGUUAACAACACUGAGUAUAAUCAAAUCUGAUACUGAAUUAAAUUGUAAUUUCCCAAGUAUUAUAGAUACCAAUAUUGAUUUUGAAGAAUUUCAGAAGGUAACGGAUUUGAAAGUUUCAAAUAAUAUUAUACCAAUUCAUGAUAAACAUAUUAUAGAUACUAUAUCUGUAAAAGUUAUAGAUACUCCAAAAUUUGAAUAUCCACUUCAUUAUUAUGUUACAUUAUUAGAAUUUACGUAUAUACUGUUUGUUGUACUAAAUAUUUCUCAGUUUCAAGAGUAUUGGUUAAAUACAAUUCAUCAACUUGGACUUAUUCCAUUAAAAUCUUAUCAACUUCAUAAAUCUAAUACUAUCAAUAUAUUAACUAAAUUAAUUGAUCAAAUUAGACAAUUACAUACAAUAACUAAUCAAGGUGAUGAUAUAAUUAGAAUUCCUCCAAAUACAAGAGAAAUAUUAGAUAAUAGAUUUCGAUCAGAAGUAUGGAAUAUUCAAGAUGAUUGUUGUGGAAAAUUAAAGUUAAAUGGAGUAAUAACAAAUAAAUGGAAACUUUUGAAAUCAUAUAUUUCAUAA